AUGAUGCCCAGGCGACCGCAUCUCGAACUGUUCAACCCCGUCCUUCCCAAUGCUGACCACAUAAGCUUCAACUGGUUCCCCCAGCUGCCAGCGGAAAUACGCCACCUCGUAUGGAAGCACGCUCUCCGGCGUCAUCGCAUGAUUCAUGUCAUUCUCGGGAGGCGAGUGGAAAGAGGACAUGGCAAUGAAGCCAAGGGUGCCGAACGAUACUCCCUCUGUAACGGUCGGGGCCUGUCCAUCAGCGGGAACCACUACGACGUGGUGAUCCUAGAUAGAUACGCUCUCCUCCCUGAGAAUAUCAUGCUGGUUAACAAGGAGGCGCGAGACGCUGUCCUGUCAUUCUACCCGGUACAAGUGCCCUGCCAACGCAGGCUCGGCUUAGAAGUCAAAUCCAAGACCCAAUAUAAAGACUCGGUUCUCCGCUUGAACUUCGACUGGGACUACCUCAGAAUCACGGCCGCGCAUGCAUUUCCCUAUUUUUUCGACUUCCUCCACGACCUCCGCGCCCACGACCCCCGCGGCCGCGGCCUCCAGCAUCUAGUCGUGGAAGACAACUGCUUCCGCGCGCCCGGGGUGACGUCCUUUUCGCCUGCCUCGCUCGAUGCCCGCGCUCUCGUGGCUUUUAAAGAAACACUCACGAACCUCAAAACCGUCUGGUUCAAGAACACACCCCGCGGCGGCCGCACUCUCGAUGUGCUGACCUGGAUGCAUGUUAACGCCUUCAACUACGGCUUCCCCGUGUUUCCGACCUUCACCUUCUUCGACUCCCCGGUCAAGGACCCGCGAAACAUCUCCCGCGAUCUGCGGAAAGUCAGCGGCAGCACGUCUGACUGGCGCGAGUGGCCCCUUGGAUGGAGGACUCUUCUGCGCAGACUCGGUAUUCGCCCUGAGGACGUCGAGGAGAAUGCGGGUGUCGACGUCCGCAUGAUGAUCGCCUCGGACCGGCAAGACGAGGUCCGCACCCGCGAAGACGCCGCGCGGGUCCUGCACGAGGAGGACUUUGAAUGGCUGCAGCUGCAAUGGUGGUUCCGCGGGUGGGACCGCCCGCAGCCAGGGGGCGGCGGCGGUGGGGAUCGGCCGGCCGGGUGCUUCGCAACGGCGUCCGGGCUGCAGCCGGGUCUACCGGAGCUCGACGGUCCCGAGAUCCUGGCGGCGGCGCCACCGCCGGCGCUUGGGUUUUGGUUGUUCCCCGUCGAGGCGUUUGGUGAGAUUUCCGACGACAGGGAUCCCGGUUCGUGGAUCAGGUCAAAGGGUGUUUUCGACUUGAGUUCGCACUGGCCCGACCUGGCGCUGGUAGAUGUGUUAUGA
Molecule: messenger RNA, 1308 nt
Organism: Colletotrichum destructivum
Lineage: Eukaryota; Fungi; Ascomycota; Sordariomycetes; Glomerellales; Glomerellaceae
Product: Putative 2EXR domain-containing protein
Exons: 1
Coding region: 1-1308 (435 amino acids)
Source: RefSeq, a predicted model, not a curated record